This is a messenger RNA of Darwinula stevensoni, 1389 nucleotides long. The record is from the annotation of a GenBank genome assembly. NCBI's taxonomy places the organism in Eukaryota, Metazoa, Arthropoda, Ostracoda, Podocopida, Darwinulidae.
AUGGCGACUAAGAAAAAAUAUCCUGAAGAUGUAGAUAUUCGGGUUUUGAUUGACCGAGGGACCGGGGAAUAUGAUACAUUUCGCCGUUGGUUGGUUGUGCCUAAUGAGGCAGGAUUGCAAGAGCCAGGCAAAGAAAUUUUGUUGUUUGAAGCACAAGAGCAAGUGGCUGAUGUGGAAGUUGAUGACUAUAUUGAAGAACAGGUUGAAUCUGUUGAGAUUGGUCGGAUUGGCGUUCAAAUGGCAAAACAGGUCAUCGUACAAAAAAUUCGCGAUGCGGAACGAGAUCAACUCAUUAAUGAUUUUCUAGAUCGCGACGAGCUGAUUUUUAACGGGACCGUUAAACGGGUUACCAAAACGGAUUUUGUGGUGGAGUCAGGGCGCGUGGAGGCGGUUCUCAAGCGGGAUCAGAUAUUGCCGCGUGAAGCAUUUCGUGUGGGGGACCGUGUGCGUGCUUAUAUCGCCAAUGUGGAUAAAAACUCCAGAAUUUCUCUUGAAUUGUCAAGAACAUCACCGGACUUUUUGAUUGCCCUUUUUAAUAAUGAAGUGCCGGAAAUUGAUCAGGGAUUGUUAGAAAUUAAAGCGGCGGCCCGCGACCCAGGGGUUCGUGCCAAAAUUGCCGUACACGCUAUGGACAAGCGGAUUGAUCCCAUAGGGACUUGUGUCGGAGUGCGCGGCACGCGCAUAACCGCCGUGCGUAAUGAAUUGGGAAAUGAGGCCAUUGAUAUUGUGCUGUGGUCAGAAGAUCCUGCACAAAUGGCCAUUCAAUCGUUGGCACCUGCGGUCGUGAAGUCCAUUGUCGUGGACGAAGACAAUCACAGUAUGGAUGUCGUUGUAGACGAUAAUGAAUUGGCUAUUGCAAUUGGGCGUGGCGGACAAAAUGUGCGUUUGGCUAGUGAGUUAACAGGAUGGCAGAUUAAUAUCAUUACACCGGAAGAGUCCGAAAAACGUCAAGAAGCUGAAAGUGGCGUGACGCGAGCGUUGUUUGUCGACAAACUGGAUAUUGACGAAGAAGUCGCAGACAUUUUGAUUGCGGAAGGGUUUGCGAGUCUUGAAGAGGUUGCCUAUGUGCCCAUUGAAGAAAUGCUCGAUAUUGAAGAGUUUGACGAAGACAUUGUUAAUGAGUUGCGUAAUCGUGCUCGGAAUGCCUUGUUAACGAUUGAAAUUGCCCGCGAAGAAAAUAUUGAAUCAGUUUCGCAAGAUAUCAGAGAUAUUCAGGUAUUAACUUCAGCCAUGAUUGCCGAAUUAGCACAAGCUGGGGUGAACACCUUAGAUGAAUUGGCCGAGUUAGCCGUUGAUGAAUUACACGCCAUAAUUCCUGAGUUAAGUGAGAAGGUCUGUGCCGAUGUGAUUAUGCAGGCGCGUGCGCACUGGUUUACUGAAGAGGCGUAA